GCAAGAAGAGUCGUUUCGUUCGUGGAGCGGCAGGAUUUGAAAUAUUUUCCAGGAGAUCGAGAGGCGAGGGCGUGUGCGCCGGCGCAGUGCUUUGUCCCCUUCCCCCCCUCGUCCCAAUCCAGAAAGCAGCGUCCGCCAGACAAAGAAGCAGUCCAGUCGGGUGGAGCGAAGCAACGGGAAACUCCGCCCAUCGCCACGGCACGGCACCGCAGAGAGCGAGAGCGGCCGCCGGCUACUCCACACGACGCAGGUAAGAAGAGAAGAGAUGGUGCACAAGGAGCUACAGCAGGCAUGGUGGUUCGACAGCCACAACCUCGCGAGGACGUCCCCAUGGCUCGGCAGCACCCUUUCAGAACUGGAUGACAAGACCAAGCAAAUGCUCAAGCUGAUCGACCAAGAUGCGGACUCCUUCGCUCAGCGCGCUGAAAUGUACUACAAGAAGCGCCCCGUCCUGGUGGACAUGCUCGGCGAGCUGUACCGCACGCACCGCUCGCUGGCCGAGCAGUAUGACCUGCUGAAGCAUGGCAGCGGCACAUGCCGGUCCAAGUUCAAUCCAUCUCCCUGCACCAAGAGCUGGUCUCCAGGGUCCAUGGAUGGCAAGGCAACCAAGAGCUGGUCGUCAGGAUCCAUGGAUGGCAAGACAGCAAGAAGCUCUUCCUCCAACUCACUGUGCUCGGACUCGUAUGACUCCGAGUCUGAAGUCGAUGACCCUGAAGAAGAGCAUGUUGAAAAGGUUUCUGACGCUGAAGCAGAGGCAGCGGCAAAGCAGGACCGGCUUGACCAAGAAGCAGAGUUUAUGCGCGCCGAGAUCAAGAGGCUCAGCGAGCAGACUUCGGAGCUGCAGAAGGCGAUCGAGGAGAACAAGGCGGCUCACGCGGCGGAGCUCGCCGCAAAGGACGAGGAGAAGAGGGAGGUCAUCAGGCAGCUCGCGUCGUCCAUCGACAUGGUGAAGCAGGAGAACUGCACCCUGCGCGAGCUCCUCAAGAGCCCCAACCCCAAGCACCACCCCGCCGCGGAGGCCCAGCCCCGCGGUUUCGAUUUCAGGAAGCUGACCAAGGAUCUGUUCUCGGCAAAGCUGUUCACCGGACACCGCAAACACACGGGUCCCAUGGUCGCUCUGUGAGCGAGUUUUGGUGCGGCAGAAUCAUCCAACAUGAUGAAGAGAGAGAGGAAGUGGCAUGAUGCGAUCUCUCCAUCUUUGACAUCCAGACCCAUGAGAAUUUCUUAUAGCUCCUCAUGUGCAUAUAGGAUGGGGUUCUUUUGUCCCCCGUUUGUUUCUAUCCUUGUUCGGGCUUAGCCAGUAGAGAGGAUUUUUAACGAUGUUGCUGCUAUAGCCAUGCUUUAUCUGUACUUAGUAAGUACUAGUAGAAUAGCCAUAUGAAUGUUUGUAUGAUCGCUUAACUAUAGUGAAAACAUAUUAUUAUUUUUGUCAA
Messenger RNA from Hordeum vulgare subsp. vulgare (domesticated barley), 1433 nucleotides. RefSeq names its product protein NETWORKED 3C-like. Bases 266 to 1123 code for a protein of 285 amino acids. Gene Ontology annotation, molecular function: actin binding. The record is from RefSeq and is a predicted model, not a curated record. Lineage: Eukaryota; Viridiplantae; Streptophyta; Magnoliopsida; Poales; Poaceae. The transcript has 3 exons.